Gekko japonicus is the source of this 6323-nucleotide messenger RNA. RefSeq names its product early endosome antigen 1 (gene EEA1). Gene Ontology annotation, molecular function: metal ion binding; 1-phosphatidylinositol binding. Gene Ontology annotation, cellular component: early endosome. The coding region runs from base 111 to 4337 and encodes 1408 amino acids. Gene Ontology annotation, biological process: endocytosis. NCBI's taxonomy places the organism in Eukaryota, Metazoa, Chordata, Lepidosauria, Squamata, Gekkonidae. The record is from RefSeq and is a predicted model, not a curated record. The transcript has 29 exons.
CGAGUUGGGCCGGGCCGCUGGGGAGGCACCACCACCACUGGGAUUAGAGAUGGCCUUCCGGAGCCCGCUUUGAGCCCUCAUCCUAGAGGGGGGACGUGACCUCUGCCACGAUGUUUAGGAGGAUUUUACAGAGGACUCCAGGCAGAGUUGGGUCUCAGAGCUCUGACUCCGAAUCAUCUGCAAUCCCUGGAAAUGUGGAUGUCAACAAUGAGGGCUCUUCAGAGGGAUUUAUUUGUCCUCUUUGUAUGAAAUCUCAUGGAUCAGCUGAAGAACUUUUUAAACACUACGAAGCAGUUCAUGAUUCUGGUAUUGAUUCAAGUCAUGGAGGAGAAUCUAACAUAUCUCCGAAAAGAGAUGACGUAACACUUCUCCGGCAAGAAGUUCAAGACUUGCAAGCCUCACUUAAGGAGGAACGAUGGUACUCUGAAGAACUGAAGAAAGAAUUAGAAAAAGUGCAGAGGCAGCAAGAGUCUAAACCUGAUGGGCCAUCAACUGCAGCAUCUACAGAAUUGGAAUCAUUACAAAGUCAGUUGGAAGAGAGUCAAGUAGAAAAUUUCAAUGUUAAGCAGAUGAAAGACUUAUUUGAACAGAAAGCAGCCCAACUGGCAACUGAAAUUGUGGAUCUUAAGGCCAAGUAUGAUGAAGAAACAAGUCUGCGAGCAGCAGCAGAACAGAAAGUGACAUAUUUGACACACGAGCUAAAGAAGGAGAGAGAGCAAUGCGAAGAUUUAAAAACUGAGCUGCUUCAGAGGCCUGGUGUAGAAGAUGUUGCUGUUUUAAAGAAGGAGUUAGUCCAAGUUCAAACAUUAAUGGACAAGAUGACUUUGGAGUGUGAAAAAGAAUCUGAGAAACUGAAAGAUGAGUGCAAGCAUUUGAGAGCCGAGUGUACAACCUCAGAGGCUACCAUCAAUCAGUUAAAAGCUGAACUCGCCAAAGGACCACAGGAAGUUGCUGUGUAUGUUCAGGAACUUCAGAAAUGUCGAACUUCAAUUACCGAAUUAACACAGAAAAAUCAGAGUCUGACUGAAAAGUUGAAAAAGAGGGAGUUGGAUUAUACCCAGUUAGAAGAUAAACAAAACGAAGAAUCAUUAAUUAAGAAGAAUCUGCAAGCAACCCUUAAUCAAAAGGACUUGGACUGUCAACAACUUCAGGCAAGGUUGUCUGCAUCUGAAGACUCAUUGAAGAGGUUACAGAAAGAACUGGAUGAAAGGGGAGAAGCAAGUCAGAAACUUAAGGAGGAGUUGUCGGAAGCUGAGAUAAAGUACCAGCAUCUUAAGGCAGAAUUCAAACAGUUACAGCAACAAAGGGAAGAAAAAGAACAGCAUGGCUUGCAACUUCAGAAUGAGCUGAAUCAGUUACAUAAUAAACUUCUGGAGACUGAGCGUCAACUUGGGGAAGCACAUGGGCGGCUAAAAGAGCAGAGGCAAUUGUCUAGUGAAAAGCUGAUGGACAAAGAACAGCAGGUGGCUGAUCUUCAGCUGAAACUCUCACGUUCAGAGGAGGAGCUAAAGGAAAAAGCAGCAAAUGGAACUGAAUUGCAGCAUCAAUUAGAUAAAAUGAAGCAGCAGCACCAGGAGCAACAGAAUCUUCAGCAGAGUACCACAGCAAAGCUGCGAGAAGCCCAGAAUGAUUUGGAGCAAGUACUACGCCAGAUUGGUGAUAAAGAUCAAAAAAUCCAAAAUCUUGAAGCUUUGCUGCAAAAGAGUAAGGACAAUAUUUCCUUGCUAGAAAAGGAAAGGGAGGACUUGUAUGCCAAAAUUCAAGCUGGUGAAGGAGAAACAGCAGUUCUUAACCAGCUACAGGAAAAGAACCAUACAUUGCAGGAACAGGUAACUCAACUGACAGAAAAACUGAGGAACCAAUCAGAAAGUCAUAAACAGGCCCAAGAGAACUUGCAUGAGCAGGUGCAGGAGCAGAAGGCACAUCUGAGAGCCUCUCAAGACCGCGCUCUAUCCUUGGAAGCAACUAUAAGUGAGCUAAAUAGUCAGUUAAGUGAAAGCAAAGAAAAAGUAUUGCAGCUUGAUUUGCAGAUAAAAGCAAAAACUGAAUUGCUGCUAUCGGCAGAAGCAGCGAAAGCUGCUCAAAGAGCAGAUCUUCAGAAUCAUUUGGACACUGCCCAGAAUGCAUUACAAGAUAAACAACAGGAAUUACAUAAGGUCACUACACAGUUGGAGCAGGCUACUGCUAAGCUUCAUGACAAACAGGAAUACUGUACUCAGCUGGAAGCCAACCUUAAGGAGUACAAAGAAAAGCAUCUUCAUUUCGAACAGAAAACUGAGGAGCUCGAAGGUCAGCAUAAGAAACUAGAAGCUGACAUUCUUGAAGUUACGGGGAUUAAAGAAAAAGUGCUUCAGGAGCUUCAGGAGCAAAGGCAACAGUGCACAGACUUGAAUCUCAAAGCUGCAGAACUGACGAAACAAGUUGAUGCAGAAAGAGAAAUAGUAUCUAAUACCAGAUCACACCUACAAAAGAAAUGUGAUGCUCUAGAAAAAGCAAACCAGCAGAUAUCAAAACUAGAGGGAGAAAGUGCAAGACUGAAGCUGGAACAUGAGAAAAUACAUGAAGAUAAUAAUAGGCAAUGUAAGGAACUAGAUGAAAAACUGCAAGUAGUAACAGAAGAUUUGCUAAAAAUAAAGCUGGAAAAAGAUACUCUAUUAAAGGAGUUUGAAGUUAUCAGAGACAAACUGUCAAAGAGCACUGAAUCUGUGAAAGUAGCCAAAGAUGAAUUGGAAAAGGAAAAACAAAAAGGAAAGGUGGCAAUGGCAGAAUUGGAGAAGUCUUGUCAAGAAGCUAAACGUCAACUUCAAGUCCAGUCGGAAUCUAUAGCUAAAGAACAAAAUGAACUGAAAAACUCAUUGGAAAAGCAAGAAGGGAUCUCCAAGCAACUGGGAACAGACCUCGAUUUGGCCCGUGCACAAGUACUGCAGAUUCAAGGUGUUUUAAAGGAAAAAGAAAAGAAUGAGCAGCAGCUCCAGCUAAAGUUGAAAGAAGUGAAGGAAUCUUUUGACCAGAAGAAAAAACAAAUUGAAACACAACAAGCUGAAUUAAAAACAGCUCUUUUAGAAAAGGCAGAACUAGAGAAUAAACUACAGCAGCAGAUAACAUUGUCGACCCAGGAGCUUACAGCAGAGAGGGAAAGAAAUGCAGAACUCCAGAAGGCACAUAAAAAAACCCAGGAAAAUUUGGACAAAAUUCAGCUGGAUUUUUAUGGUAAAGAAUCAGAGCUCUUGGCUAUACGGCAAGACCUAAAGUCUACAGAGGAGAAGCUUGCUUUAGCUCAAGAGGAACUGAUUUCUAACAGAAAUCAAAUUAGUAAUCAUAAUCAGCUGAUCAAAGAACUUAAGACUGUAAGAGCUACACUAGAGCAAGAUGCAUCAAAAAAAGAACAGCAGUUGAAGGAGCAGGAAAAACUAUUACAGGAAAUACAGAAAGAGAAGGCUUUAAAAGAAAAAGACUUGGCAAAUGAAAAAUCCAAAACAACUGAGCUCCAGAAUAUAAACAACAAAUUGGAAAAAGAGAAUGCCAAGCUGAAGGAAGAGGGUAGGGCCUUCAAACAAGAAUUUGAGAAGGAAGUUACAAACCUAAAAGAGGCCAAGCAGUUGUUGAUUCAGCAGAAACUAGAGCUUCAGGGAAAAGUCGAUAACAUCAAUACCGCCCUUGAACAGGAGAAAAGGAAUCAGGAAGUUAUGAAAGAUCAGUUGAAAAAGAGAGAAGAAGCUUUGAAGAAGAAAUAUUCUGAACUUGAAGCAAAAUUGCAAGCGGAGAUCAAGGAAAAAGAUGAACAAUGUAAAAGUCACGAGGAGUCAGAGAGUAAGCUUAACAUGCAGAUCACAGCACUGAAUGAAAACCUGAGUACGGUGAAGAAAGAGUGGCAAAGCAGCCAAAGAAGAGUUGGUGAGCUAGAGAAACAAACAGAUGAUCUGCGUGGAGAGAUUGCAGUACUGGAAGCCACAGUACAAAAUAAUCAGGAUGAGAGGAGAGUGUUGUUAGAAAGGUGCCUUAAAAGUGAAGGAGAAAUUGAAAAGCUUCAAAGCAAAUUGAUGGAUGCACGAAGAAAACUGGAUGAUACUACUGCAGCCAUGCAAGAGCUUGGCAGAGAGAACCAAUCACUGCAGAUCAAACAUACACAAGCCCUAAAUAGGAAGUGGGCAGAAGACAAUGAGGUUCAGAAUUGCAUGUCGUGUGGAAAAAACUUUUCUGUAACGAUAAGAAGGCAUCACUGCAGACAGUGUGGAAAUAUCUUCUGUGCUGAGUGUUCAUCAAAGAAUGCCUUAACUCCUUCUUCAAAGAAACCUGUUCGUGUCUGUGAUACUUGUUUCAAUGAUUUACAAGGAUAACUACCCUUACAUGUUAUGCUAGAAUAAACGUUUCUGUUAUGCACUUCGUACAGCACUCAGACUACUGUUUGGUUUGGGCAAUGAUUGUAACAAUUGGCAAAAUUCUAGUAGCAUUUAAAGUAAGUCAAAUUGUACUUCUUGUGAGGCUGACGUUAUCUAUGGCGUGUUUGGGUUUCACCCUACAGGAGCUUCUGUGUCUAGUUUAAAAAUCCCCAAUAACCUGUAAAUAAAGUUUAAGCAGAGAAGCAACAAUGUAUUUUUUUAAUUCUGAUUUCUUUGUUCAAAAGUAACAUCUUUUAAGUAAAUGUAUUUGUAGGGAUUUUGUGUAUCAAAUAUAGCCGCUGAAAUGGCAUAGUUGCAUUUUAUUGGCUGCAUUGGAAUGCUUAAGAUAAUAGUCCCAAGCAGCUUUUUUGUUUUUUUGUCUUUUUGUUUGCUGGGAGUUCUACUUUUGUGAUGUGCACCCAGUUAAUGGAAAACUGCCUUGAGAUUUUAAAAUUUUGGGCUUGUUCACUAGGGUAUUACUAUAUGCUUCACUGGAAAUGAAAAGCAGUGUUAAGACUGUAGUGUAUCUGAGAAUACAUAAUAUCCAAGGUCUUUAUGUGGAUUACAUCCUCAUUAAUAUGCAAGUUCCUGUAUCUUUGAGGUAGGUCUGUGUUUAAUCCUUCUCUGCAAGCUCUUACGCUUGCUUGCAUUUUUAGGCUACCACUAAAAAUAUUUUUCCCAGGUAAGUAGUUAGUUACCCUGGUGCUCCUGCAUUUCCAGUGUAUAUUUUUGUCAUCUUUUUCUCAGUUCUUGCUAAAGGUUUGGUUAGUCAGCCCACAUAAAUGGAAUAAAAUACCCAGCUCUGUUAAUAAGGGAUGGCUUUAAAGGUUUUUGAAAACCAAAAAUUCUAUCACCAGUAUCUGUCUUGCCUUACCUGAACUUGUUUAAUGAGGUAUAUGUCAGUCAUGGGCACAGUACAAUGGUGCCAUAUUUUAUUCAGUUGAAAUUGCUAUUAAUAAGUUUAGCAGUUGGAUGCAGGUGGCAGAUAUGUCAUGUUGCUAUAUUGUCAUGUUUUGGCUAAGGAAGGUAUGCAGAUAAUGUCCUUACAUGAAUACAUACAUGCACAGUCCACUGUGUUGCUUCAGAAUAGUGACAUGCUUGUAAAAUUUAGGAUUACUGAAAUACAAGAUGGCAUUUAAAAUUUAAAGCUUGUAGUUUUUUGAACUUUUUAAAAUGUCGUGUAGUUUUCCUUGAUUCCCUUGUUUAGGAAUGAAGUGAACCCAGCAAGCACAGAUGCUACAUGCUCAUUUGUUUAACAUCGUUGUAAUGCAGUUUGGGAAUAAUUAGAGACACUUUGAAUGUUAUUUUCUCUGAAAGCUAGUGGGUUGGAAGAGAUGGGCAAACAACAGAACACAGAUACCACUGAAAUUUCCAAAUGUCAGAUUCAAAUAUGAUGCAUGAAACUUGCAAACAUCCUGAUUCAGGUAUGCAAGUUCUGCCUAUGCCAGAUUUAGUUAUUCCCCUUUGUCCUGAAACUGGAACAGAGAAAAGAAAUAUCCAAAGCAGCCACUGGAGAACAGGAAAUUAUUAGGGCUGUCACCUGAUUAAAAAUGAGUUUUAAUUGGUUAAAUAUAUAUAAGCUUGCACAUUGAAUAAACAAGUUCUGAAGAAAAAAUAUUUUGGUUUUGGUUGAUGCUCUUGCAGUAGGCACCAUCUUGGGGCAGCAUUCACUCCAGUAUGAGAUACCAUGUUCGAUGCCUCUUUGAAGGUAGCAUCCGCCAUACAUUUGUAAAUACUUGUAUACAAUUAACCAGGCCCUUGUUAAUUGGUUAACCAUUUAAUUGAUUAAACACUACAGCCCUAGAAAUUACAUAUAUUUUGGGACAGAACUGAACAUUUAUCCAGCAGAACAGCAUAAGGUCUCUCUAACAGUGGUACAAUUUGGAAAUCUGAAUUACUUCAAGUGGAAAACCAAGAAAACCUCAGGAAGGGUAAGAAUAGCAU